AUUGUGUCUGGAAUCAAGUACAUAAUGGAGGUGGAGAUUGGCCGGACAACUUGCCCUAAGCCAGCCACUGAUCUCCAGAGCUGUGCUCUCCAUGAUGCACCACAGAUGGCUAAGCGCACCACUUGCAACUUCGUAGUGUACACUGUUCCUUGGCUAAACCAAAUUAAACUACUGGACAGUAGCUGCCAGUAA
Messenger RNA from Nestor notabilis (Kea), 192 nucleotides. Its product is annotated as cystatin-like. Lineage: Eukaryota; Metazoa; Chordata; Aves; Psittaciformes; Psittacidae. Gene Ontology annotation, molecular function: cysteine-type endopeptidase inhibitor activity. The annotation marks the transcript as partial. The record is from RefSeq and is a predicted model, not a curated record. The transcript has 2 exons.